Messenger RNA from Cladophialophora yegresii CBS 114405, 1224 nucleotides. Its product is annotated as phosphomannose isomerase type I. The transcript has a single exon. Gene Ontology annotation, molecular function: zinc ion binding; mannose-6-phosphate isomerase activity. Bases 1 to 1224 code for a protein of 407 amino acids. NCBI's taxonomy places the organism in Eukaryota, Fungi, Ascomycota, Eurotiomycetes, Chaetothyriales, Herpotrichiellaceae. Gene Ontology annotation, cellular component: cytosol. Gene Ontology annotation, biological process: carbohydrate metabolic process; GDP-mannose biosynthetic process. The record is from RefSeq and is a predicted model, not a curated record.
AUGGCCGAAUCAGUAAUCCCACUGAAAUGCACGUGCAACACCUAUCCCUGGGGCAAGAAGGGCAAGGAGUCAUUGGCAGCGCGCCUUUGCUCCAGGACAAACCCAGAUUUUCAGCUCGACGAGUCCAAGGAGUACUCGGAAAUGUGGUUUGGGACAUACCCCGAACUCCCGUCCUACUCCCUCAAAACGGGCCAAGACUUGCAGCAGAUCCUGAACGAGAACAAAGACGCUCUGAUCGGCAAGAACGUCUGUGACAAGUUCGGUGCCGACCUACCGUUCCUGCCCAAGAUUCUGUCCAUCGCAAAGGCCCUGCCCCUGCAGAUUCACCCGGACAAAGCCCUCUCAGAGAAACUACACAAGGAAGACCCCGAGAAAUUCUCCGAUCCGAACCACAAACCCGAGAUCGCUGUCGCGUUGUCCAAGUUCGAGGCCUUCGUCGGUUUCAAACCACACGCCGAUGUCCAGGAACUGUUGCAGCUGGAGCCAUUGGCGCGCUUCUUGCCCACGCAAGCGAAAGGGGUCGACGUGAGUGACGACGAGCUACUGCGGCAGAUCACCACGAACAUGCUCAAGGCGGACGAGAAGACGGUCGAGUCAACAAUGAAGGAACUGCAGGCCACGUCCAAGGACCAGCUGGGGAGACACGCGUAUAUCCUAGAUCUGGCGCCUCGAUUGAAGGACCAGUACGGAGUCACGGACAAUGGCAACCUCGUCGCACUGGUGUGCAUGAAUUACCUCGUCCUUGAUGCCGGUUCUGCGAUCUACAUUCCCGCCGACGGUAUUCACGCGUACCUCUCCGGCGAUAUUGUCGAGUGCAUGGCACGGUCUAACAACGUGAUCAACACGGGAUUUUGUCCGCGAGCGGACCGCGACUCGGUCGACUUGUUCGCCAGGUCGUUGACAUUCAAGCAGCACGACCCGAAAGAACCGAUCUUGGACAGGAGACCGAGCGAGAAGAGUGGGAGUGGCAAGACCGUCGAGUUUAACCCGCCGAUGAGUGAAUUCAACAUGCUCGUUACGGAGCUGUCUGGUGGGGAGAAGGAGAAGAUCAAGCCGAUCGACGGCCCGAGCACCUUGAUCGUGACGAGCGGAAGUGGGACGUUGAAUGCGGGAGGCCAGGAGUAUAGUCUCCAGGAGGGAAGUAUUUUCUUCGUGGGCCAGGGUGUCGAAGUCGAAUACGCUGCGGGCGACAAGCUGGCUGUGUACCGAGCGUACGCUGAGUGA